AUGGCAGAGGAUGCGCAGGACUAUCAUGUCGAUGCUUCCUUCCAGGGACCUGGAUCGAAAAAACUGGAUCAGCUGAGUCGACAAGGCUCUCUUAGCGUAUUCAGAAAUGUUGACAUGGAAGAAUUGGUAAAAGAUGCUAUGGAGGAGCAGCUCAUUACCGAGCCUUCGUACAUUGGCAAGCACCUGAAUGUGCCAGUUGUAAUUGUGACCAGUGAGAUCAGCCCUUGGUCUAAGUCUGGCGGCUUGGCACUGGUCACGGCUUCAUUGGCCCUAGAACUGGCAGGGAGGGGUCAUCGCACCAUGGCGAUCAGUCCAAUGUACGACGACUACCCGGGCUGUACUUACCUGUGCUCAACGACGAUCUGGCUGUUUGGAUGGGAGCAUGAAGUGAAGUAUUUUCAUCAGUGGCAACCUUUAAAUGCUGAAGGAAGCAAAGGUGUCGAUUAUGUGUUUGUUGAUCAUCCCUGUUAUCAUCGACCCGGUGGUUUAUACUACAAUGCGCAGGAGGGUGUUGAGUAUGCAGACAACCUGUUUCGCUUUGCAUUGUUCACUCUUGCAGCGUUGGAGGCUCCUUGCUGUUGCGCGUUUGGCGGAGCUGCCUACGGCGAGCGGGUGAUGUUCAUCGCAAAUGACUGGCAAAGCGCCCUUCUGCCUGUUUAUUUGACACAUCGAAUGCGACCACUGCACAGGUUUCGUGAGUCCCGGUGCAUCUUCAUUGUUCACAACUUUGGUUACCAGGGCAUCUACCCAUGCAACAAGCUGGUACCGAAUCCGGAGGGCACGCUCCCCAUCAUUAUUAAGAAUGUUGACAUUGAUGACUUUGGUCUCAACGGCACUGGUGCGUAUGAGCAUAUGAUCUUCGAAUAUCCGCCGUGGGAAAGGUCAUACCAUGGAGAUGAUGGCAACGUGUGGAAUCUGACCAAGGGCGCACUGAUGACGUGUGACCGGCUAUUGACUGUUUCGGCAGGCUAUGCCGAAGAAAUGAAGACUCCAGAAGGAGGAUUUCGGCUUGAAGACCUGGUGAAGCAGAAAGAGUUCUUCCUUGGCGGUAUCCUCAACGGGAUUGAUAUCAUCACGUGGAACCCCAGGACAGAUCCUAAUUUGGCUGUCCAGUACGACCUUGACAACCUGCAUGAAGGGAAGGCGGCCUGCAAAAAACAGCUGCAGGAGCUGGUGGGCUUGCAGAUUGAUGAGACAAAAGUUUUGGUAUCCUUUGUUGGCAGACUUACAACGCAGAAAGGCGUAGACAUCAUUCUCGAGGCAACUGAAUGGAUGAUGGAAGAUACCGGCAACAACGUUACCGGGCACAUUCAGGUGCUGAUGAUGGGGAAUGGAGACGAGGUCUACGUGAAAGGAAUGGAGGAGAUGACCCGUCGAUAUCCUGGAAGAUUUGUUGGGAUAAGCUUUGAUACAACGCUGGAGCACAUUGUGUAUGCCGGCAGCAACUUUCUUCUCAUGCCUUCAAGGUAUGAGCCGUGUGGCCUGCCGCAGAUGUGUGCCCAGCGCUACGGCACAAUCCCGAUUGUCACCCUGUGUGGCGGCUUGAAGGACUCCGUGGUGGUUUUUCCGGCAGACGACUGCACUGGGUUUGGCAUCCUUCCCCUAGAGUUUGGCAAGUUCAAAGAGGUUGUGUACCGAGCGUGCGACACGUAUUUUCAUAAUCCUGAUUUAUUUGAAGCAAUGCAGUGCCGUGGGUUCGUCACUGACUUCUCGUGGUGUGCCCGAAUCGACGAGUACGAGAAAAAUAUCGACUGGGCGUUGAACGAUCCGCCCUACGUACGGUGA
Messenger RNA from Effrenium voratum, 1785 nucleotides. The record is from the annotation of a GenBank genome assembly. NCBI's taxonomy places the organism in Eukaryota, Dinophyceae, Suessiales, Symbiodiniaceae.